UGUAUUUAUAUUUGAAUAUUCAGUCGUCUGUACCGGCAGCGGUUAAGCAGCAUUAAAGGGAAGAAACCGCGUUUUUAUCCUUUUUAUUCACUGAAAAAGCUUUUGAUGUACAGUAGUAAUAUUAAUCGCUCAAAUAAACCGUCAUGGAAUUUUUCCACAUAUUCUACACCGUACUAAUCGGUUCGUCAUUUGUCGCUGCAGCACCGGCAAAAAUCGACGCAAGACCACCAAUUGACCCCACUUGUGUCAAUUCCGUGGUUGUUUCUUCCCAUCCAGCGAAAUGUUUUGAGACUAUUCAAGAAAAUGUCGACAAAUCUGAGGAGUUGCAAAAUCUAGAUGAACCAAUUCUUUUUGAAGGAGAUAUUGCCGGAAUUAUUGCACCAGGCGACACAAUUGCCGAUUUGGAAACUAAACUAAGCGGUCUUAGCAAAGGUGGUGUUUUAUCACACCAACGGUGGCCCGGCGCCUGGAUGUAUUAUGACAUAUCCUCUGCUUUUACUGCGGCCCAGCGAGACAUCAUCCUGAGCGCUAUGCGGGAAUUCGAAAGCAAAACGGAUACCGUGCGGUUCUUCCAGCGUACAACCGGCAUAUCGGAUUACAUUAACAUUCUCAAAGCUCCAAGUGCUGAUAAGUGCUGGAGCAUUAUCGGUAAGCAGGGCGGAGCCCAGACGCUAUACUUGGGAAACAACUGCGUCUACUUCGGAACUGUCGUUCACGAACUGAUGCACGCGAUUGGAUUCUGGCAUGAACAAGCGAGAAACGAUCGGGAUACUUAUGUGGAAAUAAAUUGGAAUAAUAUUAAUAAAGAAGAACAGUAUAAUUUCAACAAAUAUGCCGCCAGCUCCAUGGACAUCUUCGACACCGGUUACGACUUCGGCUCCAUUAUGCAUUAUCCCAAGUACGCCUUCGCCGUCAACCCGUCCACUUGGACCAUCCGGCCAAAAUCCCCGUGGCAGAACUCGGAGAUUGGACAGACCCGGGGUCUGAGCGCGACGGAUAUCAAGGAGAUCAAUGGCAUGUACCCUCUGUGUGCCACCCUGUGGGUGGAUCCCAGCUACACCGGGCAGAGUCAAGUGUACGUCCGUGGAUUGACCUCCAAUCUCCAUGCCAGUCUGCAGGAUAAGUUGAGUUCGGCGAAAGUGACCUUAGGCUGUGCACUGACCAUCUACGACCGGGUGAAUUCCCAGGGCACGUCCACGGUGUUCAAGCCGACGCAGGAGGGCUACGUGUACUGGUCGUUCGAGGGCAAGACGUGGGAUAAUGCUGCGCGGUCUAUUAAAUGCACCUGUGUGUGAAUUGUACACUAAAUUUAUGGACAAACGUGAAAACGGCAGUAUUUUCGAAAAUUGUUGUGCUACUUUGUAAAAACAUUUUAACUUGCUGAAAGUAUACCAACAUAAUGGUUGAUCCUUGCAUUGCAAAUGAAGUCAGAACGUA
Molecule: messenger RNA, 1437 nt
Organism: Paramacrobiotus metropolitanus
Lineage: Eukaryota; Metazoa; Tardigrada; Eutardigrada; Parachela; Macrobiotidae
Product: hatching enzyme 1.2-like
Exons: 4
Coding region: 144-1295 (383 amino acids)
Biological process (GO): proteolysis
Molecular function (GO): metalloendopeptidase activity; zinc ion binding
Source: RefSeq, a predicted model, not a curated record